AUGGAUGCAGUGUCCGAGGUUGCGGAUGCCAUGGGUGCAUUGGGCGUUGACAAUGGGGCGAGCCAGAAAUUUCUGCCCAAAGACAGUCCAGACAGCGAAGAGUUGGCCGAUGUGGCGCUUUCUGGCGAGAGUGAGGUGAUCAAUCCACCUGAAGAGGUGGGUGGGGAAGCCACCUCGCCAUCGGAGGACAUAAAAUCGCAACCGGAGGACAUACAGGCCAGGGUUCCCAAGGGAAGCCAGAGCCGUUCCCCUAAGGUUACCAAAUCACAGCGCCAGAGCCCGCGGAGCGGCGAUAAGAGUCAAGCUAAGAAAAACACUCCGAGUUCUUUGUCCACGAAGGCACCUAUUGCACGAGUUUCUGAUCCAGAUUUAGUUGAUAGCUCUUCAAGCAAUGGUGAUGCUGAUGUUAAGAAAAAGGCGGAGAAGAGCAAUUCUCGACCAGUUGCUAAGGAGAGCUUGUCGCUGGAGGAUUCAAAGGAGAAGAGGAAAACUCAGAAAGCAUCUAACCAACGUGUUGUAAAAAAUGAUGAAGAAUCUAAUUGUGAAAGAGUAAAACCUCAGAAGGUUGGCAGCACCCCUUCAUAUGGGUUUGCAUUCAAAUGCAAUGAGAGAGCUGAAAAGAGAAGGGAGUUCUACUCGAAGCUCGAGGAGAAGAUCCAUGCACAGGAAUUGGAGAAAAACAACAUGCAGGCAAAAUCAAAGGAAAUGGAAGAAGCUGAACUCAGGCAGCUACGGAAAAGUUUGAAUUUCAAGGCAGCACCGAUGCCCAGCUUUUAUAAGGAACCACCAGCUCCCAAGAUUGAGUUGAAGAAGGUCCCUACCACCAGACCUCGAUCACCAAAGCUUGGUCGCUCAAAGAACACAACUUCAGCAGGCACAGCAGUAAGUACCAAUCCUUCAAGCCGUCCAGUUCGUCUGAGCCUCGACCAAAGGGCCUCCCAAAACAGCCCCAAGGCAGCACCUGCUCCGAAGAAGUCCCAACGGAAAUCUCUCCCCAAAUUGCCGUCAGAGCAGACAGGUUCUGUUGACAUUGCAACUUCGAUAUCUUCUGCAGAACAGCUAGAAAUUAGCAAGUCAACUGCAACUGCAGAUCCCAUCCGGACGCCAAUCCGUGCUCAAGUUACUCCAGACGACCAUGUGCUCAACGCAUAG
Triticum turgidum subsp. durum (durum wheat) is the source of this 1152-nucleotide messenger RNA. The record is from the annotation of a GenBank genome assembly. Lineage: Eukaryota; Viridiplantae; Streptophyta; Magnoliopsida; Poales; Poaceae.